Olea europaea var. sylvestris is the source of this 627-nucleotide messenger RNA. RefSeq lists its product as uncharacterized. Gene Ontology annotation, molecular function: catalytic activity. NCBI's taxonomy places the organism in Eukaryota, Viridiplantae, Streptophyta, Magnoliopsida, Lamiales, Oleaceae. The record is from RefSeq and is a predicted model, not a curated record. The transcript is spliced from 2 exons. The coding region runs from base 1 to 627 and encodes 208 amino acids.
AUGAAUGCCAUCAUUUGGAAUGUGAUAGGUGUAGCUAGUGUAGCUACUCGUAGGCGCCUGAAGAAUCUUAUACAGCUUCAUCAGAUUUAUCUUCUAGUUCUAUUGGAGCCUUUUGUUCUGAUGCAGAAUUUUGCAUAUACACGAUGCUAUCUACGCUUUGACAUGGGAGCUCAGAAUGAAUCGAAUAAGAUCUGGUUUUUCUGGAAUUCGGGGACUAAUGUUACUGUUAUUGUUGAUCAUCCCCAGUUUCUUCACGUUAGAGUUGAGGAUCCCAGACUAGCACGUGCUAUCUAUUUGACUCCAGUCUAUGCGUCAUGCGAUGCUACUAUCAGGAGAGAUUUGUGGGCAGGUCUUCACCACAUCUCCCUCGAUAUGGACGAUCCUUGGCUAGUUGGAGGAGACUUUAAUGUUAUUACACAUGAUGGAGAGCGCACUGGUCAUAAUACCCGUAAUCGUGGCACUACUGAUUUCUCUGAUAUGAUGUUAGACUGUGGUUUAGAGGAUGCGGGUUUCAUUGGAAACCGAUAUACUUGGACCAAUGGUCGGGGUUUGGGACUAUCACCAAUGAUUCCAGAAGGGCCGAAAUCCUUAAACCCUAAACCGCAAACCCCAAACCCUAAACCCUAA